This is a messenger RNA of Cyphomyrmex costatus, 1479 nucleotides long. RefSeq lists its product as uncharacterized. The record is from RefSeq and is a predicted model, not a curated record. The transcript has 2 exons. Lineage: Eukaryota; Metazoa; Arthropoda; Insecta; Hymenoptera; Formicidae. The coding region runs from base 1 to 1479 and encodes 492 amino acids.
AUGUCGCUGACGUUUACGCUGACGGGCAAAAGUAGUGUUCUAGCUGUGAGCUAUUUUCCGGCGGUAGAUUUGAGCGAUGGCGAUUACGAGCUCGGUCUGACUGACUUUGAAACGUAUUAUACUCUACCGAAUGUAAAUUCAACAAACAACAAGUUUUAUUUCGACAAUGAGGAAAUUGUGAUUCUCGAAGGAUCGUACGAACUGCGGGAUAUAGAGCGAAAAAGACUCAGUGCUUCCAACGUUGCAUUUUUAAAGUCGUUGGGUUUUAUCGUACGAAAAGCUGAUAUCUUGAACAUUGUCGGUGAGCCGAUCUUUGACGAUCGCAUCGUCAAGUUUGAAUUUCAUACGUACAAUCCAUACGCCAAUACAACGUUUGGACGUAGCGACGAGAUACGAAUACCUAUACAGCAGCAGGAUUUAUACACGUUGCCAUGCGAAAGUUUUCUCUACAUUGAAGGAAGAUUGACUGUGAAGAAGAAGGAUGAUGAGACGCCUACAACGGUUGGGAAUAAUUGCAUAGCGUUCAUGUUUGAUGAAAUUCGGUAUGAACUCAACAGUGUGGAGAUUGAUCGCAACAGAAAUGUUGGAAUUACCAGUACCCUCAAGAACUAUGUAUCGUUGACGUAUGACAAGUCUUUGAUUGCGUUGAACGCUGGGUGGAAUUCUAGAUCCGAUAUAAUGGAAGGUUACUUUAACUUUUGCGUACCGCUCAACAUGCUGUUGGGCUUUUGCGAGGAUUACAAACGCGUGAUUGUUAACGCUCGCCAUGAAUUGAUUUUGAUACGAGCGCGCAACGAUAACAAUUGUAUACUGGGAAAUUCAGCGACGGAGCCGGAGGUUGAACUGAUCAAAGUGCAAUGGCGGAUGCCUCAUGUUAUGCUAAACGAGAUCACUAAACUAUCAAUGCUGCGAGCAUUGGAAAGCGGUCGUUAUCUCAGUAUGAGUUUUCGCUCAUGGGAUCUGUACGAGUAUCCUCUGUUACAGAGUACGACGAAGCAUACAUGGGCUGUCAAAACGGCGACUCAACUCGAGAAGCCGCGUUACGUUAUCUUUGCUCUUCAGACCGGUCGAAAGAAUAUCAUGUCUCAAGAUGCGAGCGUGUUUGAUGAUUGUAAAUUGAGUAAUGUGAAGCUUUAUCUCAAUUCAGAGUUUUAUCCGUACGGUGAUUUGAAUCUCGAUUUUGACCAAAAGAGAUACGCUCUCCUGUUUGAUAUGUACGCGCGUUUUCGUAAGGCAUAUUAUGGAAUCGACUGCUUCGAAACGCUGCUCAAUGUACUCUCGUUUAUCGAGAAAGGACCGUUUGCUGUCAUUGACUGCUCGCGACAAAACGAAUCCGUCAAGAGCGCUACCGUGGAUGUACGAAUAGAAUUUGACUGCAAGGAGAAUGUACCCGCCAAUACCACCGCCUAUUGCCUCAUCAUACACGAUCGUGUUAUCGAAUACUGCCCGCUGUCCAACGUAGUGCGCAAGAUUAUGUAA